AUGGAGGAAAAAGGAAGAUACGUUCGAAUCCCAAGUUGUUCAGAUAGUGAACAUCAGGAAUCGGACAUUCCUCAAGACGACGCAUUCCCAGAUGACCGGAGUUAUGAAACCAAGGAAAGCGAACGUGGUAAUGAGAGCAACCAGGAGGAAAGCGAAGACUCUCUGACAUCGGAAGAUUCGGUUUCAUCGACGACUUCGUGCGAAUCUAUCGAAGUGGGUAACACAGGUGACGUGAGUUGCUCACAGGAAAACCGAGAGCUCCCGGAGGAAGCAGGAGAACAACCGCGAAACAUUGCUGAGGAGCUUGACCGUAUGCGGCGAGUCAUAGAGGACUUAUCUCGAAAGCUGAGUGAAUAUGAAAAACCGAGUGUUAGGCGACCUAUUGUUGAAGAUAAUUGGAGUACUUCACAUGACGCAAAUGACCGCACGGAAGGUACUCAGGCUGCCAUCAAAUGGGAUCACAUUAAACCUUUUCCCUCUGGCAUUCCUGCUAAUAAGAUGUGGGAAGAGUGGAAUCGGUUUAUUGAAAAUUUUGACAUUGCUGCUUCCCUAGGAAACGCCGGCAGCUCAGUGCAACGUUCAAAAUUGCUUUUUCUGUGCUUGGGACAAGAACUACAAGGUAUCGUGAGAGCAGCAAAGCUGAAGCCGAGCCUAACUGAACCUGAUUGCUAUUCAACCUUCAAGAACAACAUCCGGAAUUAUCUCCAAUCCAUGACGGACACUGCGGCGGAGCAUGAAGCGUUCGCCGCAAUGAAGCAGGGACCAGGAGAGUCUGCUAUAGCUUACCAUGCCAGACUUCAGGAGAAAGUGAGAUUAUGCGGUUAUAGCCCCUCCGAUCAAGAACGUUUCGUCAGAGCCCAGUUGCUAAAGGGACUUCGAAAUAGAGACUUGUCUAAAUCAGCACGGAUUUAUAACUACGAUAUCAACUUCAUCGUACAAUCAGCGACAAGGGAGGAAGCUUACGAUGCUGAAACGAGCCAACCCAGUGGUUCCGAUAUUGCCAUCGUUCAGCGAAGUAAUUGGAAACGGUCAUCCGAACCUCACCGGAAGCGUGGGUGGGAUGGCACUCGAAAUGAUCAGCAUCAGUCAAAACGAUACCGUGGUCCCGAUAGACGGUUCGAAGAGCGUCGCAGCCGAUGUCACCGAUGUAACCGCCCUUCACAUAAGCCUGGAACAAUCUGCCCGGCUCUGGACAAAACCUGCAAUGGUUGUGGGGAUCGUGGACAUUUUAUUGCGACGUGCCCAAAGCGACGCGUAAACAACCUGCAGAGAGAUUCGGACCGAGUAAACCCGUCUGGUUGGACUGAUGAUGAAGGAGAAGAAAACAAAAAGCAAGUGAAUGCAUUAUCCCUAAACGAUGUUCUGGUUAACUGUAGCGUAGGGUCCUCGAGCUCAAUAACAUUCCUUAUCGACUCGGGGGCCGACGUGAAUGUCAUCGGCGGUGAGGAUUGGAAGCUACUGAAACGAGAAUUUCAUCAGGGACAGGCUAACCUUCAUCCGGUGCAGCCGUCAAACGGCGGGCUGCAUCCCUAUGGUUCCCAAAAUUCAAUAAAAAUCGAUGCAGCGUUUAGGGCAAAAAUCAGCAUGCAAGGAUUACCUCAACAAUCAAUCGAAACUCUGUUUUAUGUUGCAAAAGAAGGACGCCGAUCAAUACUGAGUCGGUCUACGUCGAAUGACAUGGGUUUGCUACACGUAGGCUCAGCUGUCAACAACUGUGAAGUCGCAGAUAGCUUAUCAGUUUUUCCUAAAAUGCCAGGAGUUAAAAUAAAAUUUAGUGUGGAUAGGAGUUUCGCCCCUAUCAAAAAUGCGUAUUACAAUGUCCCCGCUGCAUUUAGAGAGGGAGCGCGGAAAAGGCUACAGGAAAUGGAAACACGUGGCAUUAUCGAGCGAGUCACGAAGGCACCGGACUGGAUCAGCGGUAUGUCGGCUGUUGCCAAGGGCAAGGACGAUUUCCGAUUGGUCGUUAAUAUGCGAGGGCCGAACAAAGCGAUCAAUCGGGAGUACUACCGACUACCGCUGUUAGAGGAAAUGAAAAUCAAGCUCCACGGUUCUUCCUUUUUCUCGAAGCUCGAUUUAAGUAAUGCAUACUAUCACCUAGAGUUAUGCAACGAGUCCCGAGAUCUUACAACCUUUCUAACCGAAACUGGUAUGUACCGUUUCACGAGAUUGAUGUUCGGCGUGAAUUGCGCACCCGAAGUGUUUCAGCGUGAAAUGGUGCGUAUUUUAGGAGGCAUCAGAAACGUGAUAGUAUACAUCGAUGACAUAUUGAUCUACGCUGCAAGCUUAGUAGAUCUUCGCAAGACAGUAGCGGAAGUAUUGCAAGUUUUAAGGGCCAAUAACUUGACCAUCAACACGAAGAAGUGUGAAUUCGACAAAACACGCAUUAGUUUUCUGGGCCCUGAAUUGGAUAGUGAUGGUUUUCAUAUCGAGGAAGCGAAGGUGAAGAGUAUUCGGUGUUUCAGAGAACCAACUACCAUUUCGGAAUUGCGAAGCUUCUUGGGACUUGCUUCCUUUGGAGUGACCUUCAUCUUGAACCGUACACGUGAAGACUCCAAACGAGCGCUGACCCGCGCAGAUGGUUGGACUCUUCGACUCAGUCCUUACGUUUACGAUAUCGAAUACGUUCGUGGCAGGGACAACAUUGCGGACUCAUCGUCAAGACUGUACAACGGCAACGAUCCUCCUUUUGAGGAAGACAACAGCCCCUGGGAGAUUGCUUCACUUGAAGCAAAUGUUGUUGGAUUUCUAACACAUACCGAGAUAGCGGAAGAAACUGCCAAAGACGAGACACUGCAACUCUUAAUACAAGCCCUAAAAUCAGGAAAUUGGCCUUCACAUCUCCGUCAGUUUCAAAAACUUGAAAACGAUCUUAGUAAUCGCGAUGGCGUUGUUGUUAAAACCGGAUGCGUGGUUGUCCCAGAGCACCUUAGAAAGAAAGCUCACAAAGGUCAUCCAUCAGCAGCAAAAAUGAAAUCCAUCUUGCGACAGCGUGUUUGGUGGCCUAAAAUGGCUACAGAAGCUGAAAAAUGGGUAGAAACCUGCGAAACCUGUGCUGUAAAUGGACGUCCUGAGAAACCUACUCCAAUGAGGCGCAUAUUUGCCCCCAAAACUGUUUGGGAAUCCAUCGCGUUAGAUUUUAAUGGGCCAUACAUACAAUUCGGAGGUAUUUCUAUCAUCGUGGUAGUAGACUAUCGAUCGCGAUACUUAAUUGCCAAGCCGGUGAAAUCAACUAGUUUUCAUCACACGAAACCGGUACUAGAAACGAUUUUUGAACGCGAGGGUUUCCCUGUAAAUAUCAGGACUGAUAACGGCCCACCGUUUAACGGUAACGAAUAUAAGAGUUACUGUCUUGAACGAGGCAUUAAAACAAUCUACACGACCCCACUGUUCCCUCAGCAAAACGGCCUUGUGGAAGGUUACAUGAAAGUAAUCAACAAGGCAAUGUCAACGGCUGCAUCAAACAAAACUAACUUUGUUGAGGAGCUUCGUGAAGCUGUUGAUGCUCACAAUUCAGCGAUCCAUCGUGUCACAAAUAUAGCACCUGAGGAAAUCAUGACUGGACGAAAGAUUAAACGGAACCUCCCACUCAUGCAGCACGAAAAUAUCAGCAUCGAUAACGAAUUAUUGGACCAACGAGACCGCGAAGCAAAAUUAGAAGCUAAGGAACGUGAAGAUACGCGACGAAAUGCACGGAAAAGCCGUGUUGGGCCUGGUGAUGUGGUGAUCGUUGAACGGGCAUCUCGAGCAAAAGGAGAAACCCGAUUUUCCCCAACACGUUAUACGGUAGUCGAAGAACAUAACGGUAACUUGACAAUAUCCAAUGAUACAGGCAUAAUCCGAAAACGACACAUUUCGCAAACGAAAAAAGUCCAUCCGUGGCGCAAAGCAGACGAUGAGCAAAACUCAGAACAUCAGCACUGUCAUCAGCAAAACCAAAACGUACAACAGCAGCUGCGACCAAUGAGAGAACGGAACAAGCCGGGAUACCUAAAAGAUUACGUAGAAGUAGUUGAAAUCGAAAAUUCCAAAUAA
This is a messenger RNA of Uranotaenia lowii, 4032 nucleotides long. RefSeq lists its product as uncharacterized. Gene Ontology annotation, biological process: DNA integration; proteolysis. Gene Ontology annotation, molecular function: zinc ion binding; nucleic acid binding; aspartic-type endopeptidase activity. The coding region runs from base 1 to 4032 and encodes 1343 amino acids. Lineage: Eukaryota; Metazoa; Arthropoda; Insecta; Diptera; Culicidae. The record is from RefSeq and is a predicted model, not a curated record. The transcript is spliced from 3 exons.